CUAGCCAUCAAUAUAUAAGAAGCUCCACCACUUCCAAGCCUUCCUCCCCCACUCUCCAUUUCUCUUUUCAUUUCUUCUACUUCCUUUACUUGUACAAGUAAUAGGCAUAACGUUUCUUUUCUUCAUACAAAACAAUGAAGAAGUCGUCUGCAGUAUAUUACACUGGAUGUGAAGAACACCAAUAUCAACCUCAUUUUCUAGAUGCUUGCUUUCUUUGCCAGAGACCCUUGGGUCACAACAGUGACAUCUUUAUGUACAGAGGGAACACUCCAUUUUGUAGCCAAGAAUGCAGGCAAGAGCAAAUGGAGAUGGAUGAAGCCAAUGAGAGAAAAUGGAAGCUUUCUUCUAAGAAAUCCUCAAAAAAUACACACAGAACAAAGACAGAAACCCCCGCCAAGGAAACUGACACAAAUAAAGCUGUACGGACUGGCACAGUUGCUGUUUCUUGAAUCUUUCAAUACUCUACAUUCUUAUGGACAUGAAUUAUUAUGAGGCUACACCUCAAAAAAAAAUGGAAAAAGAAACUCUCCCAACUUAAAAAAGAAAAAGGAAAAAAGACUGCUGCUGCAAGUCAUUUGAAGAUGCCAAAAAAUAAUUUCGAGUACAAAAUCAUCUGUAAAUUAAAGACAUGAUGGGAAUCAAGAAAAUGAGAGGAAUGAAAACCAUCAAACAAUUUUGAAUCUUUACUUUUAUAUUUUUCUAAUUUUUCCUUUCGUUAAAUCUUGUGGAAUAUGUCUGUAAAAUGGGCAUCCAUAUUUGGGAUGGUUUGAAAUGUCUAAUUUCCUAUCUUAACAAUCCUUGCUUUCAUAUUAUAAGCUAA
Molecule: messenger RNA, 820 nt
Organism: Nicotiana tabacum (common tobacco)
Lineage: Eukaryota; Viridiplantae; Streptophyta; Magnoliopsida; Solanales; Solanaceae
Product: FCS-Like Zinc finger 3
Source: RefSeq, a predicted model, not a curated record